GCACCUAUUCCUGUUUAGUCUUGGACUUUGUUUAACCACACAAGCAUGUAUAAAUAUGCAUGCAUCCGCUUUUAAAAUUCUUACACUAAAUUCGAUCUGGAGAUUUUGAAGAUAAUGAUGAUUUCGCAGAAGAAGAUAGCUUCGACAAUGAUCUGUUUCCUGCUGUUGCUUCUUUCAAUCGCGUUUUCCGAGCCGACAAGGAACUUAAAUGGAAUAAGUGCUCCAACAGUGCAGCAGAUAAGAAACAGACAUGAUGGAAGUAGAGAGGUGAUAGUGGACAAUGGGAUUAUCAGAGUCAGUUUCUCGAGUCCUCAAGGACUUAUAACUGGGAUCACAUACAAAGGAAUCGAUAAUGUCCUUAAUCCGCAUAUCCGAGCUCGAGGGUACUGGGACAUAACAUGGCAAGGAGAAAACAUUCGCGGUUUGGAUAGAAUCGAAGGAACCAAAUUUAGAAUCAUAACUCAAAACGAAGAACAAGUGGAGAUUUCGUUCUCUAGAACAUGGAGUGGUGAUUCUCAUAUCCCAUUAAACGUAGACAAGAGGUAUAUUAUACGUACAAAUACCUCUGGAAUCUACACAUACGGAAUCUUCGAGAGACUUCCCCAGUGGCCAGAAGUCGAGAUGGGUCUGAUUCGAAUGGCAUUCAAACUCAACCCUGAUAGAUUCCAUUAUAUGGUGGUGGCGGAUAAUCGACAAAGAGAAAUGCCGACGGACGAUGACCGUAACAUCCAGCUUGGUCAUGCCAAGGCUCUUGCUUUCAAAGAGGCUGUAGAACUGACUCAUCCUCAUAACCUUAAGUUCAGAAACCAGGUGGAUGAUAAGUACCAGUACUCAUGUGAGGUUAAGGACAAUAAGGUGCAUGGGUGGAUCUCAACCAAGUCCCACGUCGGUUUCUGGCUUAUCUCACCGAGCGGUGAGUACCGCUCUGGUGGACCGGUCAAACAAGAGCUCACGUCACACGUCGGUCCUACGGCCCUCACGACCUUUAUAAGCGUGCAUUAUGUUGGUGCGGACAUGGAGACACGGUACAGAGCUGGUGAAGCGUGGAAAAAGGUCUUGGGACCUGUUUUUAUCUACUUAAACUCUGAUUCUACCGGCAAUAAUCCUCGCGAUUUAUUAUGGCAAGAUGCUAAACGACAGACCGAACAAGAAGUUGAAGCCUGGCCGUACGAUUUUGUAGCAUCCUCUGACUUUCCUUCUCGUCGAGAAAGAGGAACCGUUACCGGUAGACUAUUUGUCAACGACAGAUUCUUGACUCCGGCACAAUCUGCAUACAUCGGUUUAGCACCGCCGGGUCUAGCUGGUUCAUGGCAGACAAAUACUAAGGGAUAUCAAUUUUGGACAAAGACGAACGAAACCGGAUUUUUCACGAUUGAUAACGUUAGACCGGGAACUUACAAUCUGUACGGAUGGGUUACCGGUUUUAUCGGAGACUUUCGAUACGAAAACAGUGUUACCGUAGUUGCCGGUUCCGAGGUUAAUCUCGACAGAGUCGUGUUCGUUCCUCCUAGGAACGGUCCAACGUUGUGGGAGAUCGGUGUACCGGAUCGAACCGCCCGAGAAUACUUUGUACCGGAACCAUACAAGGAUACAAUGAAUCCCUUGUACCUAAAUCACACAGACAAGUUUAGGCAGUACGGAUUGUGGCAACGAUACACAGAGUUAUAUCCGAAUCAUGAUCUCGUCUACACAAUUGGUGCUAGUAACUAUGCUCAAGACUGGUUCUACGCUCAUGUCACAAGGAAAAUCAAUGAUUUGACCUACGAACCAACGACAUGGCAGAUCGUGUUUCAUCUCCCAUAUGUGAACUGGCGAGGCAGAUACACAUUGCAGCUAGCUUUAGCCUCGGCUUCACGGGCUAAUCUACAAGUACGGUUCAACAACGAAUACUCGAUGCCACUUUUCUCUACGGGUUACAUCGGAAGAGAUAAUGCUAUAGCAAGACAUGGAAUCCAUGGAGCCUACAGGCUUUACAGCAUCGCUGUGCCCGGAAGGUUACUAAGAACCGGGACCAACACGAUUUAUCUACGUCAGGCUAAAGCGUUUGGACCGUUCGAAGGUCUUAUGUAUGAUUACAUUCGUCUUGAAGGGUCCUUCUAGACUUUUAGAUUCAUAGAGUAGUUAGUAUUUUUUGGUUUUUCUUUUUCUUUACACAAUUCUUAGGAGACUAUAGUUGUAUAGAUUUGCG
Thlaspi arvense is the source of this 2188-nucleotide messenger RNA. NCBI's taxonomy places the organism in Eukaryota, Viridiplantae, Streptophyta, Magnoliopsida, Brassicales, Brassicaceae. The record is from the annotation of a GenBank genome assembly.